GAAUGGUACCGAGGUCAGCACUAGCUACAUGCAUUCUUUAGUUGACAUAAGGUCAAUUAAGAAGAAGAAUUGGGCGACUGCCGGAUAUCGAUAUCUAAUGAGCUCUCUACACCGGUACAAGACGAAGAACACCAAAAAUGUCUCCGGUUGCACGAUAUUUUUACAGCUUGUAUAUUUGACGCACGUAGACUGGACUGCUACUCACGUGGACCGAACUGUGGCUCCAAUUGACUUUUGGACCACAAAACACUGCAAGUCAGUGUACAAGUGGAUUCGAGACCAGGGUGGUCACACAAGUGGAAAGGUGAAGUUGACUAACACGUAUGUGUUACUGCCAAGUUUUGAAUCCGCAUUGAGCUUGGGCAACCCACAAAUGACGCAAUAUACAAAGCCGUGUGUGAGUUGA
Cannabis sativa is the source of this 406-nucleotide messenger RNA. RefSeq lists its product as uncharacterized. The coding region runs from base 29 to 406 and encodes 125 amino acids. The record is from RefSeq and is a predicted model, not a curated record. NCBI's taxonomy places the organism in Eukaryota, Viridiplantae, Streptophyta, Magnoliopsida, Rosales, Cannabaceae. The transcript has 3 exons.